Peromyscus eremicus (cactus mouse) is the source of this 2184-nucleotide messenger RNA. RefSeq names its product casein kinase 1 gamma 3 (gene Csnk1g3). Gene Ontology annotation, molecular function: protein serine/threonine kinase activity; ATP binding. The transcript has 14 exons. Bases 354 to 1724 code for a protein of 456 amino acids. Gene Ontology annotation, biological process: signal transduction; positive regulation of canonical Wnt signaling pathway; endocytosis. Gene Ontology annotation, cellular component: cytoplasm; nucleus; plasma membrane. NCBI's taxonomy places the organism in Eukaryota, Metazoa, Chordata, Mammalia, Rodentia, Cricetidae. The record is from RefSeq and is a predicted model, not a curated record.
GAAAAGUUAAAGGGGUGAGGGAGAAGUCCUGAGUGGCAGCGAGCGACUGUUGCUCCGGGCUGGGAAGGAGUUUGAGCUGUGUUGGGAUGGAGUAUCCGGGCUUAGCGCUCUAUCAACACCAGCGUGUAUCACCGAGAAGAUAAUUUUGAAGACAUACUUUGCUGAGAAGACAACUGCGAAGAGUUGUCCGAAUGGGAUGAACACGCCUCAGGUGACUGUCUAUCCGCGGAAGUCUGAAUGCUAACGUUGCUCAUCGGGUACUGUUACCUAGUGAUGCACCUACUCCUACAGUACCCCAUUUCAUUGUGCUCGUCUUGAUUAAAGAAUUCAAAGUGGAGUACCGCAAACUUGAUAUGGAUAGUAAAAAGAAAGACAAGGACAAAUCAGAUGAUAGAAUGGCACGACCCAGUGGUCGAUCAGGGCACGGCACUCGAGGAACUGGGUCUUCGUCAUCUGGAGUUUUAAUGGUUGGACCUAACUUUAGAGUUGGGAAAAAAAUUGGAUGUGGCAAUUUUGGAGAAUUACGAUUAGGUAAAAAUUUAUACACAAAUGAAUAUGUGGCGAUUAAACUGGAGCCCAUGAAAUCCAGAGCACCACAGCUGCAUUUGGAAUACAGAUUCUAUAAGCAGUUAGGAUCUGGAGAUGGUAUACCUCAAGUUUACUAUUUUGGCCCUUGUGGUAAAUACAACGCUAUGGUGCUGGAACUGCUGGGACCUAGUUUGGAAGAUUUGUUUGACCUAUGUGAUAGAACAUUUUCUCUUAAAACAGUUCUUAUGAUAGCUAUACAACUGAUUUCUCGCAUGGAGUAUGUCCACUCAAAGAACUUGAUAUACAGAGACGUGAAACCCGAGAACUUCUUAAUAGGAAGACCAGGAAACAAAACCCAGCAAGUCAUUCAUAUCAUAGAUUUUGGUUUGGCAAAGGAAUAUAUUGAUCCAGAGACAAAGAAACAUAUACCAUACAGAGAACACAAAAGCCUUACAGGAACAGCUAGAUACAUGAGCAUAAACACACAUCUAGGAAAAGAGCAGAGUAGAAGAGAUGAUUUAGAAGCUUUAGGCCAUAUGUUCAUGUACUUCCUGAGAGGCAGUCUUCCUUGGCAAGGCUUAAAGGCUGAUACAUUAAAAGAGAGGUAUCAGAAAAUUGGAGACACGAAACGAGCCACACCAAUAGAAGUGUUGUGUGAAAACUUUCCAGAAGAAAUGGCAACAUAUCUUCGAUAUGUACGAAGGCUAGAUUUUUUUGAAAAGCCAGACUAUGAUUACCUAAGAAAGCUUUUUACCGACUUGUUUGAUCGCAAAGGAUAUAUGUUUGAUUAUGAAUACGACUGGAUUGGUAAACAGUUGCCUACUCCGGUGGGUGCAGUUCAGCAAGACCCUGCUCUGUCAUCGAGCAGAGAAGCACACCAGCACAGGGAUAAGAUGCAGCAGUCUAAAAACCAGUCGGCAGACCACAGGGCAGCUUGGGACUCCCAGCAGGCAAAUCCCCACCAUUUGAGAGCUCACCUUGCAGCAGACAGACAUGGUGGCUCGGUCCAGGUUGUAAGUUCUACAAAUGGAGAGUUAAACACAGAUGACCCCACGGCAGGACGAUCAAAUGCGCCCAUCACAGCCCCUACAGAAGUAGAAGUGAUGGAUGAAACCAACUGCCAGAAAGUAUUGAAUAUGUGGUGCUGCUGUUUUUUCAAACGAAGGAAAAGGAAAACCAUACAACGUCACAAAUGACUGGACACAGACAGAUCCUGGGGAGUUACUUACAUGUUCAUAUGCUGUCUCGUGAUUAAAAUCAUCUCUGUAGUGACCACAUAUAUUUUCAAGGACUCACUCUUGAAACAAAAAUGUCAUACUUUCAUAUUUCAUUUUGUGGUUUGUCUUACAUUCAUUUCCGCUCCUAAUUUAACUUUAUGGAAGCUUUAAAAUUUUGUCAAAAUGUGAGUGCUUUGCCCAUCAUUGAAUGGAAUGGACCAAUGAAGUGGUAUUGAUGAACACAGUUCCAGAGGACAUUUUCUAGAAGCUCUUCUGUUAUAGAAAACGAUACAGGUGUCCAAGUGUCAAUUAAUUGCAUCUAAUUUGAUUUUUUUAUGUCUUCUAUAAAAGCAUAAUCAAACAAGAAUUUUCUUCCCAAUGGAUAGUGCAGCAGAGAAAACAGUUGCCCAAAUAUUAAAAACAACUUUCUUGAAAAGUU